Molecule: messenger RNA, 2235 nt
Organism: Xenopus tropicalis (tropical clawed frog)
Lineage: Eukaryota; Metazoa; Chordata; Amphibia; Anura; Pipidae
Product: collagen alpha-1(III) chain-like
Exons: 3
Coding region: 1-2235 (744 amino acids)
Source: RefSeq, a predicted model, not a curated record
AUGGAGGGAUGUGCAUAUAAAGCACUGACUAGAGAUCCGGACAAGAGAAAUUCCCCAGUGAAAGAGAAGGAGCCACUAUACUUCUCCCGGGGAGAAACUGGGCAGCGCGGGGAACCCCCGGGGAGAAACUGGGCAGCGCGGGGAACCCCCGGGGAGAAACUGGGCAGCGGGGGGAGCCCCCGGGGAGAAACUGGGCAGCGGGGGGAGCCCCCGGGGAGAAACUGGGCAGCGCGGGGAAACCCCGGGGAGAAACUGGGCAGCGGGGGGAGCCCCCGGGGAGAAACUGGGCAGCGCGGGGAGCCCCCGGGAAGGAGCUGGGAAGCGCGGGGAGCCCCCGGGGAGGAGCUGGGCAGCGGGGGGAACCCCCGGGAAGGAGCUGGGCAGCGCGGGGAGCCCCCGGGAAGGAGCUGGGCAGCGGGGGGAACCCCCGGGGAGGAGCUGGGCAGCACGGGGAGCCCCCGGGGAGGAGCUGGGCAGCGCGGGGAGCCCCCGGGGAGGAGCUGGGCAGCGUGGGGAGCCCCCGGGAAGGAGCUGGGCAGCGCGGGGAGCCCCCGGGGAGGAGCUGGGCAGCGGGGGGAACCCCCGGGGAGGAGCUGGGCAGCGCGGGGAGCCCCCGGGGAGGAGCUGGGCAGCGGGGGGAGCCCCCGGGGAGGAGCUGGGCAGCGCGGGGAGCCCCCGGGAAGGAGCUGGGCAGCGCGGGGAGCCCCCGGGGAGGAGCUGGGCAGCGGGGGGAACCCCCGGGGAGGAGCUGGGCAGCGCGGGGAGCCCCCGGGGAGGAGCUGGGCAGCGCGGGGAGCCCCCGGGGAGGAGCUGGGCAGCAGGGGGGAGCCCCCGGGGAGGAGCUGGGCAGCGCGGGGAGCCCCCGGGGAGGAGCUGGGCAGCGCGGGGAGCCCCCGGGGAGGAGCUGGGCAGCAGGGGGGAGCCCCCGGGGAGGAGCUGGGCAGCGGGGGGAGCCCCCGGGGAGAAACUGGGCAGCGCGGGGAGACCCCGGGGAGAAACUGGGCAGCGCGGGGAGACCCCGGGGAGAAACUGGGCAGCGCGGGGAGCCCCCGGGGAGAAGCUGGGCAGCGGGGGGCGCCCCCGGGGAGAAGCUGGGCAGCGGGGGGAGCCCCCGGGAAGGAGCUGGGAAGCGCGGGGGACCCCCGGGAAGGAGCUGGGCAGCGGGGGGAGCCCCCGGGAAGGAGCUGGGCAGCGUGGGGAGCCCCCGGGAAGGAGCUGGGCAGCGGGGGGAGCCCCCGGGGAGGAGCUGGGCAGCGCGGGGAGCCCCCGGGGAGGAGCUGGGCAGCGGGGGGAGCCCCCGGGGAGGAGCUGGGCAGCGCGGGGAGCCCCGGGGAGGAGCUGGGCAGCGCGGGGAGCCCCGGGGAGGAGCUGGGCAGCGAGCUGGGCAGCGGGGGGAGCCCCCGGGAAGGAGCUGGGCAGCGUGGGGAGCCCCCGGGAAGGAGCUGGGCAGCGGGGGGAGCCCCCGGGGAGGAGCUGGGCAGCGCGGGGAGCCCCCGGGGAGGAGCUGGGCAGCGCGGGGAGCCCCCGGGGAGGAGCUGGGCAAGCGGGGGAGCCCCCGGGGAGGAGCUGGGCAGCGCGGGGAGCCCCCGGGGAGGAGCUGGGCAGCGCGGGGAGCCCCAGAGGAGGAGCUGGGCAGCGGGGGGAGCCCCCGGGGAGGAGCUGGGCAGCGCGGGGAGCCCCAGAGGAGGAGCUGGGCAGCGCGGGGAGCCCCCGGGGAGGAGCUGGGCAGCGCGGGGAGCCCCAGAGGAGGAGCUGGGCAGCGCGGGGAGCCCCCGGGGAGGCGCUGGGCAUUGCGGGGAGCCCCCGGGGAGGCGCUGGGCAGCGCGGGGAGCCCCCGGGGAGGAGCUGGGCAGCGCGGGGAGCCCCCGGGGAGGAGCUGGGCAGCGCGGGGAGCCCCCGGGGAGGAGCUGGGCAGCGCGGGGAGCCCCCGGGGAGGAGCUGGGCAGCGCGGGGAGCCCCAGAGGAGGAGCUGGGCAGCGCGGGGAGCCCCAGAGGAGGAGCUGGGCAGCGCGGGGACCCCCCGGGGAGGCGCUGGGCAGCGCGGGGAGCCCCCGGGGAGGCGCUGGGCAGCGCGGGGAACCCCCGGGGAGGCGCUGGGCAGCGCGGGGAGCCCCCGGGGAGGCGCUGGGCAGCGCGGGGAGACCCCGGGGAGGAGCUGGGGAGCCCCCGGGGAGGCGCUGGGCAGCGCAGGGAACCCCUGGGGAGGUGCUGGGCAUGGGCUGGGUGCUCAGAUGA